CAUGGACAGGGUAAAACUGAAACAGCUUCGAUAUGUAUUCCUUUUCAGUUGACUUACGUUAACCGUUACCAGUUGGCAUAUCCCAUUCAUGAGCAUUAUCCAAAACUUUAUGUAAGAUCUGUCGGCAAGGCAAUUGGAUGUUGAAUCACAAAUAAUUCACUCACCCGCCAAUACCUACCAUUCUCUGCUUCCUUUACUCUUUCACCUUCACACUGUUUCUCUCUCUCUGAAUUCCCACAAGAUAUUAUGGAGGGUCUAAUCAAGGGCUUGGCCGAUGUGAUUCUCGGUGCCAACGAUCAAGAUCGUGAUCAACAUCACCAAUCACACGAUGAUGAAGAACGCUCCAGAUCCUCUUGGGCUGAGGUUGUCUCCGGAGAUCAAGAUCAAGAUCAACAGGAUCAGACUCAGUCUCAUCAAGGUUCAGGUUCCAGAUUCUCCAACAGACCCCACAGGGAGAAGGAGGAAGAGGAAUCGUGGCGAGAUGACAGUUACAGUCACAAGGAAAAAUAUCGUCCUCAGCGGGAGGAGUGUGAAUCUGAGAGUUUCAACAGUCCCAACAGACCCCCCAAGUUGAUUGAAGAUAACAACGAUGGAUGGCAGACUGUUGGCAAGCCUUCAAGGCAGACACACAAGGUUCCAAAGGAAAACUGGAACAGCUAUAAACUACCUGCUGAUGAGCAACAAUACUCUAAUGAGGUUGAAGCUGGUGCUGGUGUAGAGCCAUCACAAAGUGAACUUGGUGAUCUGUCACGAGCUUGCGAAAAGCUUUGGGAUCUCGAUUCAAAUCGUUUGGUACCUGGAAAGGACUAUGAAAUUGACUGUGGAGAAGGGAAAAAGGCUUACCAAAAGCAAGAUAUGGCUCAGGGAAGCUUGUUCACUUGGGUUAGUGAUGAUGUCUUCAGAAAGCCUACGUUUGCUCGUUUUCUUUCACUUUUAGAUAAUUACAACCCACAUCAAGGAUCUAAAGAAGUUGUCACAUCUGAAGAGAGACAAGAGCAAGCUUCUUUCAUAGAAGAAAUCAGCAGGACUGCACCAAUUAAAUAUCUUCACAAGUUUCUUGUAUCCAAGGGAAUUGCAUCAGGAAGCUACCAGGAUUUCAAGAGAAUGAUGACAAGUCUGUGGUUCGACCUUUAUGGCCGCGGCGGCACUUCUGGUUCCUCUUCUGCUUUUGAACAUGUUUUUGUUGGAGAAAUCAAACAACAGGGUGAAGUUUCUGGUUUUCAUAACUGGCUACAGUUUUACCUUGAAGAAGCAAAGGGAAGAGUUGAUUAUCAAGGCUAUCUCUUUCCUCGUCGGCGGGGAGAAAUUCCUGACUCUGAAACCCAGCUUCUGACAAUUCAGUUUGAAUGGAAUGGUGUUCUGAAAUCUGUAUCAAGCACUUUGGUUGGAGUGAGCCCUGAAUUUGAAAUUGCUCUGUAUACCCUAUGUUUCUAUGCUGGCGAGGAAGAUAACCACAUUCAGCUUGGUCCAUAUGAAAUUAAUGUCAAAUGCUAUCGUCUUGGUGAUCGAAUUGGAUCUGUUUUCCCCAUUGCAGAGUCUUGAACUUUCAGUUGCAAGCAAUAUAGUAUCUAUUCUUAAUGAAAUCAUUUCUUAUAAUACUAGAGAACUUGUAGAUCAUAGCUUUCAAGGCAAAAUAUCAAUUAGACCAACAUUGAACUAUACAUUCGCUGUCUCUUUUGUCUUGUAGAAAACAAUGUUGAACUAGUUUACUUCCAUUUUGUAAUUCAGAGUCUAUAUGCUAUUAUUUAUUGUUGUUAAA
Molecule: messenger RNA, 1759 nt
Organism: Lotus japonicus
Lineage: Eukaryota; Viridiplantae; Streptophyta; Magnoliopsida; Fabales; Fabaceae
Exons: 8
Coding region: 247-1542 (431 amino acids)
Molecular function (GO): RNA endonuclease activity
Source: RefSeq, a predicted model, not a curated record